Molecule: messenger RNA, 2790 nt
Organism: Ochotona princeps (American pika)
Lineage: Eukaryota; Metazoa; Chordata; Mammalia; Lagomorpha; Ochotonidae
Product: heparan-sulfate 6-O-sulfotransferase 3
Exons: 1
Coding region: 1-750 (249 amino acids)
Cellular component (GO): membrane
Molecular function (GO): heparan sulfate 6-sulfotransferase activity
Source: RefSeq, a predicted model, not a curated record
AUGGUGUCAACUACUGACAUUCUGCCUCUAAUUUCUUGCAGGAAUUUCUACUACAUCACAAUGUUGCGGGAUCCAGUGUCUCGUUACCUGAGUGAGUGGAAACAUGUCCAGCGAGGGGCCACGUGGAAAACUUCUCUCCACAUGUGUGAUGGAAGAAGCCCCACCCCUGAUGAGCUGCCUACCUGUUACCCUGGGGACGACUGGUCUGGGGUUAGCUUACGGGAGUUUAUGGAUUGCAGCUACAACCUGGCUAACAAUCGCCAGGUGCGAAUGCUGGCCGACCUCAGCCUAGUGGGCUGCUACAACUUGACUUUCAUGAAUGAGAGUGAAAGGAACACCAUCCUGUUGCAAAGUGCAAAGAACAACCUGAAGAACAUGGCUUUCUUUGGGCUCACUGAAUUCCAGAGGAAGACACAGUUUCUCUUUGAGAGGACAUUCAACCUCAAGUUCAUCUCCCCCUUCACACAGUUCAAUAUCACGCGGGCUUCUAAUGUGGAAAUCAACGAGGGUGCCCGCCAGCGCAUCGAGGAGCUGAACUUCCUGGACAUGCAGCUUUACGAGUAUGCAAAAGAUCUCUUCCAGCAACGCUACCAUCACACCAAGCAGCUAGCUCACCAGAGGGAUCGCCAAAAAAGGCGGGAAGAGCGGAGGCUCCAGAGAGAACACAGGGCCCACCGUUGGCCAAAACAGGAUGGGACCACGGAGGGGACUGUCACUGAGGACUACAACAGCCAGGUGGUGAGAUGGUGACCUCCUGCCCGCUCCUCUCUCGGGAAGGGGAAGAUUAGCAGAUGCAUUGAUUUUUACUGCAUUUCUUGGAGAGAUCAGCCUAUUUUAAGGACAUUUGGCUAUAGGUGACUUGAUCCAGGCACUUCUUCUGUCUUCACUUCUGUCCCACUGGAGAUUAGUCUCCUGCCCUCUCCCCCCAGCAUUUUCCUAUCAAUGAUAUUGAAAAGGAGAGGAAUGUGUCCAACACAGACCACUUAAGAAGGUCAAAAGGAGAAGCAGCCAAAAGGAAACAGUGCUUGCAUCUUUUGCAGCAGUACAGGUUAUAGUUUUGGUGCCUGGGAGCCAUAGAGGCACACAUGAAAACCAAACUGUGGUUGGGAUGCCCUGCUGAAUCCAGUCUGUUUUAUACUAUCUCUGUCGUGGAAAUAUUGGUCCGUUUGUAUAGAGUGAAAGAAGGCCCUUUCAGCCCUUAAAUGAGGUUUGCUGUCAAUCCUUCACCAACUGUGGGCUGUCAUCUUUGAACUCUAUUCUAAUGCGUUUAAAUCAUAAGUAUAGUCAUGUGUCUUGCUGUUGCAGGUGAUUUUCAACAAGUUGACCCUACUACUGACCAUCUCCAGAGACCUACACUCAACAAACUUCAGGCACCACAGCCCUAAGCCAUGCUUGCUCUCCAUCAUUUAGGGAGUAUGGAGCAGAUAUAGGAUAGAGAUGAUGAUGGUUCCUGAACACUGUACAUGGGUGGGGGUUUUUACAAGAACGUGCCUAUUUCCUAAUGUCAAAGCAGACCACAGUAUAUUCGCUGUUAGUAAUGAGUGAUAAAUUAGGAGAAGAAAACAAAAUGGGAGGAAAGCUGUAUGUCCUGCACUUCCAGGCCAGCUACAGAACCCUUGCUUCCACAGAAAUCUUUCAGAGAUCAACCCCUUGGAGCAUUCAUCUUCUUGGAUAUCCAAUUGCCAGGCAUGCUAUCCUGCUAACAGAAAGGAAAAGACUUUAUAAAUAACUUGGCCUGAAGAACAGGGACAUAACUGACACAUACACAAAAUGUAUUUGAGGUCACUAAGAGAAUAGUAAUUCUGAUUUAGGAUAGGGAAAGAGAACCCCAUUAAUGUGACACCUGUCCUAAGAAUUUGGGUGUUCUUUACCCCUACUCCUGUAUAUCUCCAGCACAGUCACUAUUUUUUUCCCAGAUGAUUUUUAUCUGUUGUUAGACUAUGGAUACAGCCAGCAAAUCAUGCCUAGAGUGUACAAAAUGGACUUAAAACAUGUGCUGUAUUGCCACGUGCUCCUUAUUUUUGCCUUUCCCCAACUAUGAUGACAAGAAAUCAUUUGCUAAAUAAGUGGGGAAUAAAGCAAGAGGGAGUGGAAAACCUUCAUCCAGCAUUCAGUGGGAGGAUCAGAGGGGGUAGAAGUUACACAACAGAUUGAUCUGAUCAGUCCCUUCCAGGAGCUGAAGGCAAAAUGAGUGAAACCCCUAAAUCAGAUUGAAAAGCCUAUUUCAUUGAUAUCUGACAUGUUUGAUGUUUAAGCCAGCUUUGCUUAAGCCACUCCUCAGCCUCGAGAAUACUCUCUUUGGGACUGAGAGUCAAUCAACCCACAGCAUGUAGAGAGCUGCCUAGUUGAAGAGAGGGGAGCCUAGUAUAUCCAUUAAAUGGAAGUAUGGAGAAGCAGCUCCGACAUUGCUCUCACUGUCCUUGGCAUCAUCAGUGGUGCAGAUGAAGGUGCUCUGUGUCAAGAACUGAGAGAGACUGUUUCCAUACCUUCAAUAAUUGUGCAGUUGAGAAAAAUGAGGCCCACAGAUGCUAAGUCAGCGUUCCCAUGGACUGGAAACCGGGUCUGGAUGACUGCGAAGUGCAUGUUCUUAUUACUCCAGCAUGCCAUCCAUUUGGGACAAGGACCCAUGCUGCAAACAUGCCAGAAACCACCUGUUAUUUCCAGAACUGAUGGUGAUUACAUGUGACCCAUUUUGUGAUACACCAAGCUUAAAGUAACCCCCAGCCACACUGCCUUGAGUUAGUCCAGCCUCCUGCACAUCGCUGGUUUAUCAGUGAAUUGAAAGGUAGA